UGACGAGGUGCGCAACAUCGUCAACCUCAACGAGACCGAGAAGGCCGUCGUCGAUGUCGCCACCGCCGACGACGAUAGCGACAACGGCCUCCACACGGUGACCGAGUGCGAGAUGUUCAUCAUCCUCGUCGCGGUCUCCAUCUACUGCAUGCCCACCAUCCUGCUCUACGGCGUUCCCCCCGUUUUCGCAGUCAUCAGUCGCCUCCCUAUCAUCGACGUUCUCGUAGACGACAUCCGCAGCGAAUUCGCCAAUCCGCGACUCUAUAUGAUCAAGCUCAUGUACGUUCUGGCGGGGCUGUACCUUGCCGAAGAGACACUGCUAGGACCCCUCUUCGGUGAUCCGCUUGUACGCAUCCGUUGGUUGAUGGAGCACGGGUGGAUCGACACUAUGUUCCUGGCACAGGACUUCACGGUCUUGUAUCUGUGGGCAUGGUGGAAGCUGGUGGUCCCGACAGAACGGGCACGGGCUUUGGACGAGAUGGGCUUGGCCAAAGUACCCAUCUUUGAGGAGUGGGUUCUGCACAAUACGGACGGCGGGGCUCAUCGACGGUGUUCGGAGACGGGCGGUCUCUCUGGGCCCUGGGCACGCAAGGUCCUGAAAUCGUUUGACAAGGUAUACGACGUGCUGCUGUAUGACGAGAAGGGCAUCGCUGCAGUCUUCGUCCAGCCGGAGACGACUGUGCUGUUCCGCGACCUUGACUGAGCCGCAGGUGUCCUACGUCGCAACACGAACAACUGAAUGUAGUCCUCGGGAUCCUUUCCGACGACGAUAGGGAUGAAGGCCCGUCGCGGCGGGUCCAUCUACACGAUGAUACGACGCGCUUCGGCGUUAUCGUACAUCCUUCUUCAAGUUCCCGAUGACUUGACAGCUCUUGUCACCGCCUGCCUAGGUUGUAUAUCGAGUCGGGUACUCGUAGGACACGCUAAGCACGCGAUUGACGGUUGGGCUUCUGGUAUUCGGACGGUCUUUCUUGUACACGGUGAUCUAUCGAUUUGUACAGCCUGUUUGUUCUUGAAAAUACCAUCAUCAUGUAACACCUGGCACAGAACAAGAAUUUUGUGUGAGUCAGCAGAGCGGGGUGAAGUUGCGUUUUGCACAGUGCGUCCUAUCGGCACGGCUCUG
Rhodofomes roseus is the source of this 1123-nucleotide messenger RNA. RefSeq lists its product as uncharacterized. The annotation marks the transcript as partial. The record is from RefSeq and is a predicted model, not a curated record. Lineage: Eukaryota; Fungi; Basidiomycota; Agaricomycetes; Polyporales; Fomitopsidaceae. The transcript has 3 exons.